Oppiella nova is the source of this 249-nucleotide messenger RNA. The record is from the annotation of a GenBank genome assembly. Lineage: Eukaryota; Metazoa; Arthropoda; Arachnida; Sarcoptiformes; Oppiidae.
GUCACUUAAUGUGUGAUAACUCGUGAAACUAUGCAAAACAUGUAUUUGAAUGCCAUAAUGAGUUUGUUCUCCAUCUCCAGUACUGUUAGUGUAUUGACUGGAUUCCAGACACCGCCGCCUAAGUUGACCCUAUUAUCCCCGGCCAUGAAUGGCGACACCAUUGAUAUUAUGGCAAAUACUAGUCUUCAUCUGAAGUGUACGGGCGAUAAGCCCAUGUUCUGGCAGUUUCCCAAUAAUAAUCCGUUUUGA